AUGUUUAUUCCUUUGCUCUUCUUCAGCAGCGAAAGCAAUAAGGAGGAUUCGGCGAUGGAUUCGGGGCCAGCGCCGGUGGAAUCUCUGCUGGCCGUGGUGCCUACAGGACACCGUGCCGAGUCCAAGGCCCGAGAUCCUGCUAGUUCGACAUCUUCCGACCAUGGCGAUCCCCUUCUCCCCCAGCGGAUGGCCAGUCUGAUUAGCCUUGCCACGCGGUCUACGAAUCUGGCUAUCCAGCUUGGGACUAGACUGGGAGGUUGUGGUUUGAACGUCGCCAAACACACGGCGCUAUCGACCAUCGAGUUGAGCAGGUCUGUUCUCGAAAAUAUCUUGUAUUUGGCUGGCAAGGACGUCGUUUCCAGCACCGAGUCGGAGCUGGCAAGGGCCGAAACCGAGACCACGCUCCAAAAAGCGAUCGAGUUCCUCCAUUCCAGCUUGAAUAACGCCGCCUUUUGGACUGCGGCGGGCUUCAACAUGACGAGCGCUACUUUGUCUUUGGCUUCCGAAACUUCUCAGUUCGCCCUCACGACGAUAGACAGAUUUUUUGGUUCGACGGAUUCCUCUCGCGCCAUCACCAGCAUCAUCGCGCUAGUCCGUCGAGAGUUUCAGAACCCGGCCACCGGCGCCCCAGGAGAAAGGGUGUCUGUUACUGAUCUAGUAAUGGUCUUUUGCGGCCUGGCAUACCUUCAGACUACAUGUCGUCAAUUGCUAGAGGAGGAGGCGCGCGCGUUUCGGACAGAAGAAGUUGUUUGGGAUGUUGUCGUGCCUAUCACCGCGUUGCAACUUGAUAGCCGCGCGAAUGAUUAUUCAUCUGCUCUAUCUCAUGCCCCCAUUUUAGCGGCUUUGCAGCGCCGAGACGCCCAUGAGGAUGAGACACAACGGGCUGAUAGUGUGCUGACCAUGGAACUCGAACGCGAGAUUAUGAGGGCCUUACCGUCUAACGCCAAAGUCGCUAUCAACCGAGAAAGUUUUGCGUACGACAUCAUCAGGGUCGAUGUUAUCAGUGAUGACCAGCCAGCUGUUGUCCGACCACCACCUGGUAUCGAGCUGGUAGAGCAGAGCACCGGGUUGGCCGUGACGGAUUCUGCACGGCAAGGGGCCAGUGAGAGACCGGGACGGCAUACGCGAUAUGUGUUCCGUCGCGAACGCCAUCAUGAGAUGCGGACAACCUCCUUCCAGCAGGUUGAUGGCAAUGUCAAUUUCAUCGACAGUUGCGAGCUGGACCAAUCAAACUAUACAAGACCGUCCAGUAGGCUAAUCAGCGAUCGUGAAGCCUCUGAAACAUUCCCUCCUUUUGGCAGCGACGCAGAAAGCAAAGUGUCUUCCUGCAUGCCUUCGACCUUGCCUUCAAGCAGCCGAGACAGCUUUGUCACUGCGAUUUCGAACCCUUCUGUGCCAUGCCAUCCCUCCAACACCUCGUCGCCUGGGGUCAACCGAUCAAUGUCCUCUUCAACAAGACAGGGACUGCAAACCGUUGUUCGAAAAUCACCGUCAUUGCUUGAUAUGAAUGACUUGAGCACGCGGUUUCCGACGUCGAGCAACAAGCAACAUGCCUUGUCUGGUACUUGGACAGUAUCCGAGGGCGCUCAACACUCUUCUUACAGGCUCGACCCUUCAAGUCAGCUGUCCAUGCCAUACUCGGGAGAUGGGUUGUCGGUUCUCAGCAGCGAAGGGAAUGUCGAAAAUCUUCGGCGGGCUCCAGUUAAGAGAAGCCCUUCCGUCGCAAGUUUCGUCACGAUUCGCGAAAGUGUGCGGCAAUCGACAAUUUCAUUGGCUGAAACCUAUUCGAUGACAGAAGAUCCCCGGGCCUCGAUGCUUGAAGAAUUGGACGAAAGCAGCUGGGGUGGGAAAGACGCCAAUGCCAUUGCACGAACAGACCACCGGCGAAUGAAGUCCUAUACGCCGAGCAUUUACACCUUGGCCGCCGAUGCAGGAGACGCAUCCGUGGUUUCUUACCAAGGAACAGUGGCCAGAACUGCGUUCGGUGACGACUCAGCAUUGGACAAACUCAAGCAAAACGGGGUCUUGGAUGGCAUGUUCCCACACAACCAUCUCGUGCGCAAUAUUACUCGGUAUAUGCGGUUCGCCUCUGCUUCCUACGGGUUGCGGUUUCUUCAGUUCUUGGGAAUCGGGACGAAGAUGCCUCCCUUGCCUUCGGACCUUCGCGACACACACCAAGAAUUGCGGUCGUUUGCUCAUCACACCCGAUCGAAUCCAAGCGACAUUCUUCUUUCCUCGUUCGUCGAUCCUAAUGGAGGCUCGGAUUCUUCUGGGUCAACCAACACCGGUGUCCCUCUUGUGCAUUACAUUUCCCUAGACCACGAGUCCAAAGCCGUGGUCCUCACUUGUCGUGGUACGCUUGGUUUCGAGGACGUCCUGGCCGACAUGACUUGCGACUAUGACGAUAUGCUGUGGCGGGGACGCACAUACAAGGUCCACAAGGGUGUCCAUGCAUCUGCCAGGCGUCUGCUCUACGGCGGCGACGGCAAGGUGCUGGCCACCCUGCGGACCGCCCUCGAAGAAUUCCCUGAUUACGGCCUGGUUCUGACGGGCCACUCCCUCGGCGGUGCCGUCACCACGCUUCUUGGCAUCAUGCUUGCCGAACCAGCCCAGUCCCCAGGAACACCGUUUGUCACCACUGCCGAGCCGCACACACGCUAUAUCACUCAUCCGUCGUCCACACAAACUAGCCUCGUCACCGGACAACCGAUCACUACUCCGCAUGUUUGCUUACCCGCUGGUCGCGCCAUUCACGUCUUUGCCUACGGCCCGCCGGCUACGAUCUCCCCCGCCUUGCGCGACGCUACACGUGGUUUGAUCACUACGAUUGUCAACGGUCACGAUAUCGUGCCGUACUUAUCGCUGGGUGUACUGCACGACAUGCAGGCGGCCGCACUUGCGCUCAAGUCGGACAGCAGCGCUGCCCGAGCGGAACUCUGGAAGAAGAUUUUGAAAGGUCUGAUGACCGAGGCCGCAAAGAUUAGCGGUUUUGGAAGUGGAAGCAACAGUGAGGAGGAGCAGCGGACGCAGGAAUGGGCAUAUGCGUUGUUAAAAGGGCUGAGGGCCAGUAUGGUGGGGGAGAAACUGGUUCCUCCUGGAGAGGUGUUUGUUGUGGAGGCUGAGAAAGAUAAGAUGAUGAGGGGGGGCAGAAAAGGGAAGAACGUGGUGCUGAAAUAUGUCAGAGACGUGGAGAAGAGAUUUAGAGAGGUUAGGCUCGGGAAGUGUAUGCUGGUUGAUCACAACCCUGGGCGUUAUGAGCGGGCAUUGGAGGGGUUGACGGCAGGUGUGAUGGGCCAGGAUUGA
Molecule: messenger RNA, 3303 nt
Organism: Thermochaetoides thermophila DSM 1495
Lineage: Eukaryota; Fungi; Ascomycota; Sordariomycetes; Sordariales; Chaetomiaceae
Product: triacylglycerol lipase-like protein
Exons: 1
Coding region: 1-3303 (1100 amino acids)
Biological process (GO): lipid metabolic process
Source: RefSeq, a predicted model, not a curated record